Messenger RNA from Aphanomyces astaci, 2405 nucleotides. RefSeq lists its product as hypothetical. The transcript has 5 exons. Bases 22 to 2277 code for a protein of 751 amino acids. Gene Ontology annotation, cellular component: cytoplasm. The record is from RefSeq and is a predicted model, not a curated record. Gene Ontology annotation, molecular function: ATP hydrolysis activity; ATP binding. Lineage: Eukaryota; Oomycota; Saprolegniomycetes; Saprolegniales; Verrucalvaceae.
GCUGGUUGGCAUCAAGUGAUCAUGACCUCGAAGGGUAAGAAAGGCAAGAAAGGUGGUGCCAAGCAGCAGUCGGACGAGCCUCUGCCACUGCACCCUUUGAGACUGGAAGUGGGUCGUCUGCACCAUGGCACUGCUGAUCCCCGCGCAGCCCAAGUCAUUUCACGCAUCAACAUGCGCGUCCAGGACAUGAAGCCACGAGGGUUGAGCUCUGGUGACCUUGUAGUUGUAUCCGCCGAGACUGUUCCACCAACUCCUGUCAUGUGUGGCACUGUGUGGCCUUCCGACAAGACGAAACCAGGUAUGGUGGUCCUGGGCUCAGUCUGGAAAGAAGUGGCUGAAAGAGCGCAGUCCCAGUCGGUGACGGUGUCGACGCUGUCGUCUGCCGCCUUGACGCGUGCAGUCGCCAGCAAUGUGACAUUGCAGUCACUGGCAACAGUCCCCAUAUCCGAAAAGGAGCAGUCGCUCUUGGGACAGUACGUUGCAUGCAUGAUGAAUGGCAUGUACGUGCUGGACCAGGCCAUCCUCGUGCUACCCGUGCACGGCGUGAGUCGCCGAUUUCAAGUGACCCAGUGCUCCACCAAAUCCAACGCCACGGCUUCCUCGCCCUUCGCCAUCUACUCUGUCGAGUCAUUCACAUCCAUUCAAGUGCAAUGGACACCUUCGUCUCCAACAGUGGCCACCACCGCGCGCCAAUCGACGCCCGCGUUUCACGCUAUUGGCGGGUUGCAAACUCAAAUUGAAGCAGUUCGACAGCUCAUCGAACAACCUUUGAUCAACCCGUCGUUGUUUGCAUCCUUUGGCCUGCCUCCACCCAAAGGCGUACUGCUUUAUGGCCCCCCAGGCACUGGCAAAACGCUCAUCGCACGCGCAGUGGCGGCCGCCGCCCGCGCCGCGGUCUUCACCAUCAACGGACCUGAGCUUCUGAGUAAAUUCGUGGGCGAAAGCGAGGCCAACAUUCGCGCCGUGUUCGCCGCUGCCGCCGCCCAAAGCCCGGCCCUGGUCUUCAUCGACGAAAUCGACUCGCUGUGUCCGAAACGAGACAGUCAUGUCGGGGACAUGGAAAAACGGGUGGUCGCCACGCUCCUGACGUGCAUGGACGGCUUGAACGCCUCCGCCGGCGUGGUCGUGCUGGCCGCAACCAACCGACCGAAUGCGCUGGAUCCGGCGCUGCGCCGCCCGGGCCGGCUGGACCGGGAGAUUGAGAUCCCAAUCCCCAGCGCCCAAGAUCGCCUCGCGAUUCUCAAGGUCACGCUGGCCAAGAUUCCGCACGCUUUGGCGCCGAGUCUUAUGGACACCAUCGCGAGCCAAUUGCACGGAUACGUCGGGGCCGACAUCAGUGCGCUGUGCAAAGAAGCAGCGCUUCUCGCCCUCCAACGGAAUCGACACGAAAUGCAAGUGACGGAAGCUGACGUGAAAGCAGCGACGAAACUCGUGUCCCCGAGCGCACUUCGUGAGAUCUCGCUUGACAUUCCCCGCGUGCUGUGGAGUGAAAUUGGAGGCCAGGGGCUGAUCAAGCAGCAGCUCAAGGAAGCCGUGGAGUGGCCGCUCAAGCACCCCGACGCGUUUGUGCGCAUGGGCAUUCGUCCCCCCAAGGGCAUUCUGCUGUACGGCCCGCCCGGAUGCUCCAAGACUCUGACGGCCAAAGCACUGGCCACGGAGGGCGGCAUGAACUUCAUUGCCAUCAAGGGCCCUGAGCUGUACUCGAAAUGGGUCGGCGAGUCGGAAAAGGCGAUCCAGUCCAUCUUCCGCAAAGCCAAAGCAGCUGCACCGAGCGUCGUGUUCUUCGACGAGAUUGACGCCGUCGCGAGUUCGCGGGGCAGCGGGAGUUCGGGGGUUGCAGACCGAGUGCUGAGCCAACUGUUAAACGAACUCGACGGCAUCGAGCCAUUGAAACAAGUGAUUUUAGUCGCCGCGACCAAUCGCCCGGACCUCAUCGACAGUGCCCUCAUGCGUCCUGGUCGGAUAGAUCGCGUGUUGUACGUGGGACCUCCGGAUCAAGUGGCUCGCGCCGAGAUCCUGCGCAUCCACACGCGGAAGAUGCCUCUCGCAUCGGAUGUGUCGAUGGAAGAGCUGGCGCAAAAGACACCGAGGUAUUCCGGCGCAGAAUUGGCGUCGCUUUGCCGAGAAGCGGCGCUCUGUGCCAUGCAAGAAGAUGUCCAAGCGCUGAACAUUGCAAAGCGACACUUUGACCUGGCGCUGGCUCAGAUCGUGCCUCAAAUUAACGACGCAAUGCUCGGGUUUUUCGAUGCGUACCGGGAAUCCCAUGCCGGAGCGUGAAGGACAUUAUUCUAACGUUAGCACGAAAUCAACUUACUUCUUGCCAUGUUGGCGUUAUAUUGACCACCCAAAUGAAAAGCCAAAGAUUUGGUGGUGUCCAGGGAAUAGCUUCUUGGCUCGCAGCACGC